Messenger RNA from Pipistrellus nathusii (Nathusius's pipistrelle), 729 nucleotides. NCBI's taxonomy places the organism in Eukaryota, Metazoa, Chordata, Mammalia, Chiroptera, Vespertilionidae. The record is from the annotation of a GenBank genome assembly.
AUGCAGGCGGCGCGGGGCGGCGCGGGGCGGCCGGGCCGGGCGGGCCGCGGGCCGGAUCGCGGGCGCCAGCGGCCGCCGGGAGCCGGAGCCGCGUCCCCCUGCGCCGCCCCGGGCCGGCCGGCCGCCGCCGCCGCCAUGCACCGCCUCUGGCUGGGCUGCGUCUGCCUCGCGCUGGUGCAGGCGGACAGCCCCUCCGCCCCAGUGAACGUCACUGUCAGGCACCUCAAGGCCAACUCCGCGGUGGUGAGCUGGGAUGUCCUGGAGGAUGAGGUUGUCAUUGGAUUUGCCAUCUCUCAGCAGAAGAAGGACGUGCGGAUGCUGCGCUUCAUCCAGGAGGUGAACACCACCACCCGCUCCUGCGCCCUCUGGGACCUGGAGGAGGACACGGAGUACAUCGUGCACGUGCAGGCCAUCUCCGUGCAGGGCCAGAGCCCGGCCAGCGAGCCCGUGCUCUUCAAGACACCGCGGGAGGCCGAGAAGAUGGCCUCCAAGAACAAAGAUGAGGUGACCAUGCAGGAGAUGGGGCGGAACCAGCAGCUGCAGACGGGCGAGGUGCUGAUCAUCGUGGUUGUCCUGUUCAUGUGGGCCGGCGUCAUCGUCCUCUUCUGCCGCCAGUAUGACAUUAUCAAGGACAACGAGCCCAACAACAACAAGGAAAAAACCAAGAGCGCGUCCGAAGCCAGCACACCAGAGCACCAAGGCGGGGGGCUUCUCCGCAGCAAGAUAUGA